Daucus carota subsp. sativus is the source of this 2213-nucleotide messenger RNA. RefSeq names its product histone-lysine N-methyltransferase ASHR3. Gene Ontology annotation, biological process: regulation of DNA-templated transcription. Gene Ontology annotation, molecular function: protein binding; histone H3K36 methyltransferase activity. Gene Ontology annotation, cellular component: nucleus; chromatin. The transcript has 11 exons. NCBI's taxonomy places the organism in Eukaryota, Viridiplantae, Streptophyta, Magnoliopsida, Apiales, Apiaceae. The record is from RefSeq and is a predicted model, not a curated record. The coding region runs from base 214 to 1695 and encodes 493 amino acids.
CAUCCUUUCCCGCCAAAAGCAGAAGCCUCCUCUUUUCUUACAAUAAAAUACUCUCUCAACUUUCGUCUGCUUCUUGCAUCUCCAUUUAAUCUCUCCAUUCCCCAAAUCCCAUUUCAGACAUCCCCUAAAUCCCACGCACACACACAAACACACACAUCUCUUUGGUCUCAAACACUCCAAAUCCAUUUCAUACUUGUCUACAUUGAUACAAGAAUGCCAGAUUUGGGGACCCUGUUAAACCCCUCUUCCACUUCCUCAAUUCCAGACAUCCCCUGCCCUAAUUUCGAUGUUAAGCCUGGCCCCACCGACCACUGUGAACCAACCACUUCUCCCAAGCCUGAUUCGGUUAUAACGUUACAGACAGAUGGUAAUUCUAGCAGCGGCGAUUGGGAGCAGCGGCUGCGCUUUCCGGUUCACAGUCCCAAGAAAAUGAGGGUGUUGAAACGGUGUCGUAAUAAGAAUAAGGAGAAGGCUUCUCGAGGGGAAGAGGAGAAGGCGUCAGGGGAAGUGUCGUGUGUUGUUCCCUUUCUAGGCACUGGAAAACUGGCUGAGUGUCGCAUUUGCCAGAAAUUAGUCCAACCUGGGACAGAGUUUUUAUGCACUGUACGCGGUUGUGAAGCUACAUAUCACUUACUUUGUGCAGAGCAGAGACUUGGAGUUUCAUCAUCACGAAAAUUCAAGUGUCGUCAGCAUGCUUGCUAUCUCUGCAAACAAAAGUUCCAGCUGCUGCGAUGUGUGAGGUGUGAGUUGGCUUGGCAUGCAAAAUGUGCAGCAUUCCCGGAGCAUGUUGUACAUUUACAUGAUCAACCAGGUCAAGCCAUAUGUUGGAAGCACCCUACUGAUUGGCAUGAGGAGAACAAGCUAGCAGUGCCAAUAAACAGUUUAGAGGAAGUGUUCUGUCGCCUACCACUACCAUAUGUUCCAGAGGAGUUUGAUAUUGAUAGAACUUGGAAAGACACUAUUGAGUCUGAAAUGGCACCACCCCCAUAUGUUCACAUCAAACGCAGUAUCUACCUUGUGAAGAAAAAAGUUGAUGCAGACGAUGCUGAUAUUGGAUGUACAAAUUGCACAUCUUCUGAUUGCUCUGAAAAUUGUGUCUGCAGGGUUCAAUGUAUAAGCUGCUCAAAAUCCUGCCGCUGCUCUGAAACCUGCAAUAACAGACCAUUUCGUAAGGGAAAAAAGAUUGAAGUUGUAAAGACAGAAAAUUGUGGCUGGGGAGUAAAGGCUGCUGAAUCUAUCAAUAAAGGUGAUUUUGUCAUCGAGUAUGUUGGAGAAGUUAUAGAUGAUGCUAUGUGUGAACAACGGUUUUGGGACAUGAAGCACAUGGGCACUCAGAACUUCUAUGUAUGUGAAGUUCAGAGAAACUUCACAAUUGAUGCAACUUUCAAAGGAAACUCCUCAAGAUUUUUGAACCACAGUUGUGAUCCCAACUGUAACCUAGAGAAAUGGCAACUAGAUGGGGAAACUCGUAUUGGUGUUUUUGCUGCUCGGCCUAUCCAAGCUGGGGAACCAUUGACAUAUGAUUACAGAUUUAUUCAGUUUGGAGCUGAGGUUAAGUGUCAGUGUGGAGCACCAAAUUGUCGAGGGUAUCUCGGGGCAAAAAGAAAGACCUCCAAGGUGGAGGAGCAGCUGCGCGACUGGGGUUCAAAGGGCAAGAGAACCUCAACAGCUUGCUUUGCAUUCAUUGAAAGUUGAUACUACUCCUGUCGGAUUCUUAUGACUGGACAUCCGGUUACCCAUAUCUUUUGUGUACAUACCUUUGUUUUACAACCAAAUAUGGUAUAGACAACUAAAAAAAUAAGAAAUAACAGAUACUACAGUUUAGCACGCACUAGGGGAAAUCAUAUGUUCGUUCAUUUGGGUUGGGGUUGGGGUUUAGGAUACACGGGCUCAUUACAAAGUCGUAAAAAUUGACUUUGAAUCAUAAGUUGAAGAUAUAUGGAAUCUUAUCUUAGAGGCAUGUUGAUACAGUUUCUGGAAGUUCUUUUGGGAUGCAUUGUAUCUUUCGGUUUAAGAUUUGCAAAAAAAAAUUUGAAAGCGGGAAAAAAAUUGAUAGAGUGACCAAGGGUAGAUAUGGGGAAAAAAAGUUUUUUGAAACUAAUUUAUAAUACAUUUGCUUCAUCUUUAGUUAAAAUUUUUAAUAUAUACCUUUAGUCUUUCUAUGAAGUCCUCAUUUUAUUAGAGUCCACACAUGUUCUGUAAGUAAAAUAUAG